Molecule: messenger RNA, 3160 nt
Organism: Varroa destructor (honeybee mite)
Lineage: Eukaryota; Metazoa; Arthropoda; Arachnida; Mesostigmata; Varroidae
Source: RefSeq, a predicted model, not a curated record
AGGGAGAAUUAUCGAAUCUUGACAAGACGGAAGUCUGUAUCGCUUUUAAUUAAUAAUUUUGUUGAUUUGUGUUACAUUGAUACCUAUGUUUACUGUAUUUUCCGCUGAAAAAAAUUCGAUUCGAAGUUUGUAUCGUUUAAUAGUACGGCUUCAUUCAGGAUGGGUGGGAAAGCCAGAAUUUUCAGUUUUACUAGUUUAUCUCUAGUAGUCGCAGAUUAUCCACAUACUGAUAGCACCGUAAAGACCAAUAUUCUUCUGGUCCAUUUAGAUACGGGGCGAUAUCUAUGUAUAUAUAUAAGUUGCAAUCACCACGGCGAUUUAAUGAUGAUAGAAAAGAAUCUUGAUAAGCACACUUGUCAUAAUGUCACAGUUAGAGAGACUACAGCCUGUUAUGGCAUAUCAACUAAUGUUCCAAGUCAAGAGAAGACAACGACUGUAUAUUUACAUGCAUGCAUGCAUGCAUGAAAAAAUUCAUUUUUUCUGUAUUGAAUAGGUCGUGCUUUGCCUGUGACGAGAUGGUUAAUUUUUCGAGGAAGAACCCGUUGCUUUAAUUUGCUAGAAUCGAUUGAUAAACUUUUAAAAUGCUCCAAUCAUCCAAUUACAAGUUACUUCAAUAUUUGCAGAAUAUAACGUAAAGUAUAUAUGUACACAGGGAAUUGUGCCUAAAUUGGUACACACUCAUACACCAUUUUUGGCCCUAGAAGAGAGCCUGUUCUUUCUACUACUCGUUAUUUAAAAGCUCGUCAGUUAAGAACUCGAUAUUUUUGAAAUGUUGGCAGGGAUGAACUUAUAUCCAAUCUCGUGGCGCUGGAGGGGUUCCCGUUGAAGUAGAAAAGAAAAUCCUGCUUGCAAUUGACGUUCUGCGUUAUUACUACUUCUAGCUGGGGCUUUUGAGAAAAUCGAGCAAGGUUUCAAUGAUGAGGCAAUUUGGGAGAAGUCAAUAGGGUUUUUUUUAAAGGGUUCAAAAAUGUAUAAAAAUGGCUUCUUAUAUCAUCAAUCAACAGCCGUUUCAAAAAGGAGAAUAUCAGUUGUCAACUGGGCCAUUCAGUUAAACUUCAGCAGUUAACAUUUUUGGACCUUUUGAGUUUUUGACCGUUCUAAGUUUUCGUAUUCCUGGACUUGCUAUCAGUUUUUAAUUUAAUUCCUCAAAAGUUGUUCUGGUUGCGUGGCGGAAAAGUUGUUUGCAGACUAAAGAAAGAUUAUAUUAGAGAUGACUGGCUAUUAGCUUAGGUCAGCGGUCGUUAUAGUGAGCGAAAACAAUCGGCAAGAUGGAUCGUUUAUCAGACCUGCAUUAUAGUCAAACGACUGAUUGCGCAAGAUUGCCAGUUUGGCGAUUUUUACUGAAAUGAGUUGUCAAUAAAGAUUACGGUAAAACACCGUCGGUUUAAUAAUGUGUUAUGCACAGGAAUAGCUUAGAACGGUUGCCGACAUUCGGCACUGAAACUUGACGCAAUGCAGACCCGAGUCUGUGUGCACUGACGCCUUCUCCUGUCGACCUGUAACAAUGCGACAAGGGCAGAACCCGAAAGUCACGUUGCCCUGCUCCAACUAUAAAGGCCCUACAGCUAAUACUGGACUAGUAAUCCGCUGCAGAUCUGGUGCAUCGUAGAUGACCAGCAGUUAGUGGGUGUUUAGUCUGUGGCAAAAAUAUCGAUAGAGGAUUAGUUUGAGGAUGGGCAGCCCGAGCGCUAAAUGUAUUCAGAACACGACCGUCGUUGCCUUUGUAAUCCUACUUCAACUGAUUUUUGAAUUAAAGCCAUCAUUCUCAGAAGCUCGAGCACGAUAUCGGCAACCUCACGAUCGCGAGGACAAGGACCUUGUGGCCAUGCGAAGCGUCAACACCAACUUCCUCUACACCCUAAUUUGCGAUAACUUUGUAUCUGCUGAUACCCAGCUGGCACGCUAUCAUUGCUUACUAAACAGAAUGACAGCCAUCGACCGAAGUGCAUUAUCUAAAUGCGUGACUCGUUUCAAUCUUCGAAGCAAUGCGGAGUUCAUAAGCACCUUCUGCAGGGGAGGACUAAGUUGCAAACAGUUCAGACACUGUAUCGUUAGAGAAAGGGAAGCACUUCGAGAGGCUGUUGGCGCUACAGUCGCUACAAAACCAACCGGAGAUUCCCUGAUCACUGCGGAACCGGUAUCAACUGCUAUUACGACAAAUAUGCCACCAACGACAACCACCCCAUUCCCGACUACUGCUACGACCAUUGCGUCACCAUCAUUUGCUGUUGUCACCAAAACUACUGAGGCUUCGACAUCCUCCGUCUUUGAAGGGAACGCUACAACAGUGGACGCGGCUGAAGAAGCUGGUCGAGGUGAUGACACUUCGUCUCCUCCGCCCCCCCUCGGCACGUCGCAACCUCUCCAGCCCGAACACUCCCCCGAGCAGUUAAUCGACGAUGAGGAUGACUUCUUCCCAUGUCUGUGUGUGAAGAAAGCUAAAUAUCUCAAGCGAAGUUCGAAGGCUUUUCGACAAGGCCGUUCCCUCAAUAACAAGGAUGUCGAGCUGCUCCGAAGGCAGUUGGAAAACGCGAGGCUCUUAUUUCCACCAGAAGUGAUCAGGAAAUGCCUCGUUGAUUUCGGUCACCAACCACAAGGCCAUACUUCCGUUAGUUCCACUUCAUCGCUUCGAAAAUACUACGGGAGCAUUUUUCGCCCUUUCUAGUUUGACUCUAGACACAGCGUUGAAAUUCAUAUCGUGGAUUUGCACAAGUCAAACAAAGUCUAGCGGUAAAGAUAAGUUGACCACCGCAGAAACCCAUUUUGCACGUAAUGUAGAUUUGCCAUUUUAAUAAACACUUGAUUAACAAUAAGUAUAUCAAGUUUUGAAGAACGUGUCUUUAUGUUUAUCAACAUUGUCCAUAUGAUAUUGUCUUACUGAUAGACUGGAAGAAAGGUCGAUGAGAGACUCCUAUCGAUACAUACCAGCAGUUAACUUGUCACGUCAAAGUACAGGUACAAGGCUUGCUCCAUCAGUUUGUCAGGCCAGAGUAGAGAUGCGGUAAUAUAAACUGUCAUUAGCUGGUAUCCACUGGUUGACUAUCGAGACUCAGAAAAAAUAAUACUAGGAAGCGAAAUACAACGAGUAAGCUGAUCGAAUACUGUAUGCAAAAAUAGGGAAUAUGUUUUUUAAAAUAGAGAUUUUUGGCUUUUCAAUGGU